GAGUUUUGAUACAACAAUAAUGGCAGAAUAUAGUAGUCAUUUUGAAAAAGUGUUGAAUUUUAUAAAUAUUUAUCAAGAAUUAAUAAAUUGUCAUUUGGUUGACUUCAUUACCGACAAAUUAUGGGAUAAAUGCAUACCAGAGAAACUUAAAUCAGAGCUUGAGAGUGUUAAUACGAUUGAUGAUAUUUGGACAGUAAAUAGCAUGAGUUCGGAACUGAAUAAUUUUGUACAGUUAACAAGAUCGCUUUCUUUGGAAUCGUGUCCAGCAGUUAUACAUGUAGACGACUUGGCAAAAUUGUUGCCGCAAUUUCUCAACAAGGAACAGUCCGUUAGAAACAAAUUGAUUCACUUCAAGUUCGAGCUUAUGAAUGCUAAAAAAUCAUACGAGAUUGAAGUUCUAGGAAAACUUAUUGCUGAAAUGGCGCUUUCUACUAACAGUUUAGUAAUAGAUGCAGGAGCUGGAAAAGCGUACUUGUCGACAUAUUUGUCAGAACAUUUUGAUAUUCCUGCAUUGGCGAUCGAUUCGUCGCAAGUUUGUCAAAAGGGUGCAGUGAAUCGUCAGGAAAAAAUUCAAAGGAGGAAACAAUCGUUAACCAAGGUUCGAUACAUUGUUCAAGAGUUAAAUGAUACUACUGAUUAUAACAGUAUAGUCAAUAAAAAUUAUCCUGACUGGUACUUAAACAAAAAUCUGAUCCUAACGGGAUUACAUACUUGUGGAAUGCUUGUCCAUUCAACAAUUAGAUCUUUCUUACGUUCAAAAGACAUCAAUAUACUAUUUAUAGUACCAUGUUGUUAUCAUUUGGUAGACGAAUCAUUGAGUGGCAAUUGGAAUUUCUCCAAGAACGCUCGAAUGUUGGCACAACAAUCCAUCGAACGGAGCAAACAUAAUAAACACGUUUCUCCAUCGUUAUUUUACAGAUCUGUAUUGCAAGUCGUUUUACAUUCCAUGGGGCGUUAUAAUGCUAAAGUUGGUCGCGGUGGACCACUAGACAAUUUUGCAGAUUAUGCAAAAUGGGCUCUAUCCAAAAUCGGUAUAGAUAACAAGCAGAUACCAUCUGUUGAUUUGCUGCAGCAAAUAUAUGAAGACCAUAGACAUUUUGAGCCAAAGUUGCGUCUUUUUCAAAUGUUAAGAAUAUAUAUAAGUUCAGUGGUGGAGGCGGCGAUUAUGUUAGAUAGAAUAAUAUUUCUGCAAAACAGUAUCCAGUGUUCCAAGGUUAUGAUAGUGCGCUUAUUUGACCCAACACUAUCUCCCAGGUGUUAUGCGAUAAUUGCGAUUAAAUAAAUGAAACGUGAGAAAUACGAGGAUUGUACAGAGAAUAAUAUUCAAUAAAAAAGUUAAAAUAUAAAUCCCCUA
Dinoponera quadriceps is the source of this 1354-nucleotide messenger RNA. RefSeq names its product methyltransferase-like protein 25. The coding region runs from base 20 to 1282 and encodes 420 amino acids. The record is from RefSeq and is a predicted model, not a curated record. The transcript has 4 exons. Lineage: Eukaryota; Metazoa; Arthropoda; Insecta; Hymenoptera; Formicidae.